AUGUGGGAGGAAUUUGACAAAGAAAUAGUAGAUAAAUGCAGUCAAGGGGUGGAUGAGAAUUCUAUUAACCAAGAUGAAUUAUGGGAUGAGAUAGCCAUCGGGAGUUGUAACAGAGUAGUCGGAAAGGGUAAUAUUGUUAGGCAGAUGUCUUCAUCCAUUUACAAGUCACGCUUGGGAUCGUCUAAAUCAACUAAACAACUUUGCAAUAGAGUUAAGGAAUUGGAGGAAGAGCUUGCUAGGCCUCAUGCUGAGGCUGAUGAUCGAUUACAAGCAUCUGAUAAUCAGUUACAAGCUGAGUCGGCUUGUCGAAAAUUAUUUGAAUCAUCACUGCUUGCUGCACUUCGUGGCCAAGGUACUCCUCAUGAAAUUGCAAUUACAGCAUCAUAUCUAAGGAAGGAGUUUGAAAUGAAGGAUCUGGGAAAGACAAGAUUUUGUCUUGGUAUACAAAUUGAGCACUUACCUACUCGAAUAUUUAUUCACCAGUUAGCUUACACAGAAAAGGUGCUGAAAAGAUUUAAUAUGGAUAAGCCCUAUCCAUUAAGUACCCCAAUGGUUGUCCGGACAUUUGAUGUUCAGAGAGAUCCAAUUCGUCCACCUAGUGAAGAAGAUGAAAUUUUUGGCUCAGAAACUCCGUAUCUAAGUGUAAUAAGUGCAUUAAUAUAUCAUGCAAAUAAUACCAUACCAGAUAUAGCUUUUGUAGUAAAUCUCCUAGCAAAAUAUAGUUCUACACCGACAUGA
Molecule: messenger RNA, 738 nt
Organism: Dioscorea cayenensis subsp. rotundata (Guinea yam)
Lineage: Eukaryota; Viridiplantae; Streptophyta; Magnoliopsida; Dioscoreales; Dioscoreaceae
Exons: 2
Coding region: 1-738 (245 amino acids)
Source: RefSeq, a predicted model, not a curated record